AGAGCCUCCUGCUCAACAAGACCAUUUUGUAAGCUGCGUAAUGCACGUUGCUUAGCUCGCGCAUUAGGAUGUCCACAUUCGCUGGAGUCCAUGAGGGCGCUGAAGUCGCAGCCUUACCGGCUAAGAGCCAGAUAGAAUAUCUCAUAAGCCAAACUUCUCCAUCUUUGCUGCGACCGAUGGCUUUUUUCGUGAGCUGGAAUGGUGUGCUUACCCUGGCAUACAGCGGCUUCCCUCCGGCUCUCAUGUACCUGAAGCAGUCCCUCAACGACACCGUGGAGGGCCUACCCGCCGAGUACUCCGGUUCGAAGUGGCCCAAGACCUCUCUAGGGGCGCUGCAUGAUAAGGCCCGACUGACGCCGGAGCAGCUAGAUCGUCUGAACGCCAUUUGCAGGGAGGAGAGUGCCAAGUUAGUCCAGGAUUCCGAUGAACAGGCGGUGUUGGUGGACAAACUCACCGUCGUGUUCUACCAGUGCAGGUGUCUGGAGCGGCGGAUGCUGGAACACACCAUUAUGAUGCGUAAUGGGCAGCCCCUGGACGCCCGGCCGCCGGAUCCUUCGGAGCAGGAGCGCGUGCGGGGUGUGGUUUCGGAGGCUGACAGUCCGGACUACUGGUUUCUGGCCAGCAAGGAUGGCAGCAGGGAAAGCCAUUACAGGAACUCGUACCUGGGAGUGACGCUGGUGCACGACCUGGAGGCGUUCAGGCGGGGGAAGGGACGGCAGUUGGCUCAACCCGCCCUUGGUGCUGCACAGCCAGUCAAUUUCGGGUCGGCGCUACCCGGCAUCAUCCAGGCUUUCCGGAGCCGUGUGGACUUGGAGCUUCCUGGGUUGUACUGCUGGUUUCGGGACGACUCCCUGCACAGCACUGUACGAUCCCUCAUGGGCUAA
This is a messenger RNA of Volvox carteri f. nagariensis, 884 nucleotides long. RefSeq lists its product as uncharacterized. The transcript has 7 exons. Lineage: Eukaryota; Viridiplantae; Chlorophyta; Chlorophyceae; Chlamydomonadales; Volvocaceae. The record is from RefSeq and is a predicted model, not a curated record. The coding region runs from base 69 to 884 and encodes 271 amino acids.